AGUCCCAACCCUUUCCACGUUGCUGCGGCGGGAAAAUAAAGCCCCCAGACAGGAAGAGGAGUUGGGGUUGCUCAGUCAGAGAGGAUUUAGUUCCCCGAAGUGUGGCGCGGUUGGGGCUUUAUAUCCGGGACAAGCGAGUGUCACCUCACUGCUCCGCAGGAGGCCCGGAGAGGCCACACUGCCUAUCGUCCUCCUGGCUGUGGUACCUCUUUAAUGCCCCGAAGGUCUGAGGCUGCAGAGGAGCGGGGGCACCGAGCGUCUCGCUAACUGGGGCAGGCAGUGACGUGAGAUCGGCGGACCUCCCACCCCCACCCUAAGGGCACCGACACCCGGGCACUCGCUCGGGUCCCUGCAUCCGCUAGCUCCGGAGCUGCGCGCUCCACGAUGGCUCCGGGCCGGGCAGUGGCCGGGCUGCUGCUGCUGGCGGCCACCGGCCUGGGACGCCCCUCGGAGGGGCCGGAGCUCGCCUUCGCUGAGGAUGUGCUGAGAGUGUUCGGCGCCAACCAGAGCCUGACGGCCGCGCAGCUGGGGCGCCUGCUGGAGCGCCUGGGGGCUGCACCCCAGCAGGGAGCGCUGGAGCUGGGCCAGCUCCACUUCAACCAGUGUCUGUCAGCGGAAGACAUCUUUUCUCUUCAUGGUUUCUCAAACGUCACCCAGAUAACCAGCUCGAACUUCACUGCCAUCUGCCCCGCGAUCCUACAGCAGCUGAACUUUCAUCCCUGUGAGGAUCCACAGAAGCACAGCGUAAAGCCCAGUUUUUCCGAAGUCUGGGGCUAUGGAUUCUUGUCAGUGACAAUCAUCAAUUUGGCCUCUCUCCUGGGGUUGAUUUUAACCCCCUUGAUAAAGAAGUCGUAUUUCCCCAAGAUUUUGACUUAUUUUGUGGGGCUGGCUAUUGGGACCCUUUUCUCAAAUGCCAUUUUCCAGCUUAUUCCAGAGGCAUUUGGAUUUAAUCCCAAAAUUGACAAUUAUGUUGAAAAGGCAGUUGCUGUGUUUGGUGGAUUUUACAUGCUUUUCUUUGUUGAAAGAACACUUAAGAUGCUACUGAAAACGUACGGCCAGAAUGACCAUACUCACUUCAGGAAUGAUGACUUCGGUUCUAAAGAAAAAUCCCAUCAGCCCAAAACGUUGCCAUUACCUCCUGUCAAUGGAGUGACAUGCUAUGCCAACCCCGCUGUCACUGAGCCUAAUGGACACAUCCACUUCGACACUGUCAGUGUUGUGUCCCUCCAGGAUGGAAAAGCAGAGUCAAGUUCAUGCACCUGUUUGAAGGGGCCCAAACUGUCAGAAAUAGGAACGAUUGCUUGGAUGAUCACGCUCUGUGAUGCCCUCCACAAUUUCAUCGAUGGCUUGGCUAUCGGGGCAUCCUAUACUCUGUCUCUUCUUCAAGGACUCAGUACUUCCAUAGCGAUCCUGUGUGAGGAGUUUCCUCAUGAGUUAGGGGACUUUGUGAUCUUGCUCAAUGCAGGGAUGAGUACUCGGCAAGCCUUGCUGUUUAACUUCCUCUCUGCAUGUUCCUGCUACGUUGGGCUCGCUUUCGGCAUUUUGGUGGGCAACAAUUUUGCUCCAAAUAUUAUAUUUGCACUCGCUGGAGGCAUGUUCCUCUACAUUUCUCUGGCAGAUAUGUUUCCAGAGAUGAACGACAUGCUGAGAGAAAAAGUAACUGGAAGACAAACGGACUUCACCUUCUUCAUGAUCCAGAACGCAGGGAUGUUAACCGGAUUCACUGCCAUCUUGCUCAUCACCUUGUACGCAGGGGACAUCGAAUUGCAGUAGCUGGGAGUAUGACGUCAGCGCGGCAAGGCAUUUAAUAAACAACAACACAGAAGAAACAUCUCCAUAGGGAAUUUUUUUUUUUUUAAAAGUGUAUCCUAUUUAGUUAAAAGAGAUUUUUUUUUUAAAUUUUUCAACUAGAAGCUAAGAAAUCUAAUGACUGGUUUCAGACACGUAGAAUAGGUGAAAUUUGUUGUUAAAAAUUUCUUUAAAAGGUUUUCGGUUUCAGUCUGAAAUGGCUGGUGUAUGGGGCCUUUGGUAAAUACCUGCUUUUCAAUAUUUUAUGCCUAUUAGAAAAUUAUCAUGAAGCAAACACAUGCAUUCAGUAGCAGACAUACAGACCCAGAGAAAAACACAAUCUGAGUCAUGCAAGGCUUUAGAACUUGGUUGGAAUAAACACACACACACACACACACACACACACACACACACACACACACACACACACACACACACACACACACUUGUUUUCAUGGUGGUUUUCUUCCGAUUAAUGUGUUCGUCUGCUUUUAAAGGCAGGUGCUUCAAAUGUGGAAGAAAAUCAAAACAGUUCCAGUGCAUGCAGGAAGGAUUCCAGUGCCUCAAUGAACCCCAGAGAGAUUGUGCACAGCGUUUGUUCAGCUUUUUGUCUCAGUUGGCGACCUGUAGGAUUGUUUUGAAUCCCAAAGUAACAUGAAUUAGGAAAGGAUGAGAGCCUUGCUAGCCAGGUGAAGCUUGGGCUUAGGGCUUGUUCCCUGAGUAUAUAAGCUUGAACACACUCUGCAGAAGACCAGAAUUUGCUGUGCUGUGACUUAGGUUGUGGUUCCAGCCCAACAGAAAUGACCGAGGAGUAUGUAAGACCGGUCAGAACGCAGUCGUGCCGUGCUCUGGGAUUGCUUUGUAAGGGUGAAGAAUGUGUUGGGUGGGAGAGAGAAAUUGAAUAUAAUUUUGAGCAAUUUACUUUUUUAAAGGCGAGCAUAAUUAUUUAGCAGGGAGAAUUUCAAUAAAUGCAAAAUAACAGCUGGGCUGGGCUGUGUCAGAGACUGAUGGUGGAGGAAGUGUGUGUUCAUUAGGGGUGAUUGACAGUCAGAAACGUCUUCUUUUAUGCCCAGCAUGCUUUGUUCCCAUAUGCUAUACCUUUGGAUGGAAAAACUCAACAUACUGUGCUUAUUUUUCUACCUUUGGUAAAACACAGAGCUCGCUGAGUUUUUGAGCAGGUUGUAGACAAUUAGUCUGAAUUGAACAUCCCAAUCUCAAUUCACACUCCCAAGGAACCCAAAAGAGAUGAUUUGACAGUGAUGAGAAUGAUUAAUAGAACACAACUUAUCCCGGGAUUGUGUUUCCCUAUAAGCCAAAACACAUUUUCAUGUAAGAACAAUGCAAACUCGAUAAACGUUAACAUAUAUGUUUAUGUGUGUUUCACUCUAUGACUGACAAUUAAAACUUAUUUGACCAGACAGUAAACAAUUUUGAAACCGUAUACUGUGUCAGUUUUAUUUUUUUUUCUUAACAUGUCUUUAUUUUGAGUGACUAUUGUGUGCCUGGUGUCAUGGGGAGAGAGGCAAGUAGGAAAAUGAUGUUGCGCUGCUGAUUUCAAAAAGAUCUGGCAAACAAAUCCUACAAAGACUUGUUUUUCAUUUCAAUAAACACAAUCUAUAUUAGUACAA
This is a messenger RNA of Rattus rattus (black rat), 3416 nucleotides long. It is a transcript of the gene Slc39a8, whose product is annotated as solute carrier family 39 member 8. The record is from RefSeq and is a predicted model, not a curated record. The coding region runs from base 385 to 1773 and encodes 462 amino acids. Gene Ontology annotation, molecular function: zinc ion transmembrane transporter activity. Gene Ontology annotation, cellular component: membrane. Gene Ontology annotation, biological process: zinc ion import across plasma membrane; intracellular zinc ion homeostasis. The transcript has 9 exons. Lineage: Eukaryota; Metazoa; Chordata; Mammalia; Rodentia; Muridae.